CGGAGGAUGUUUGGAAAAAAACCAAACGCACCUGAGAGACUCAGCUACAGAUGUUGGGACACGGUUGUCACAACUUCUUUAGUUUUUUUUUUUUUUUUUAAUUAGUUGACAUUAUUUUAACAAUGGCAGCGACAACAUUGCUCGGUUUCGUGACUGUUGCAUCGUUGAUCGAAAAACGUCCCAUCAUCAACCAGACUCAGCUGAUUGAAGAACCAGAAGGAUCUAAUUUGACUCUACAGUGUCAAACUGAUCCAGAGAUCAACCUAACAAACUUCACCUUGGACUGGAAGAGAGUGGACAUCCCACAUGUCUCAGACCGCAUGGUCUACUCCCGUCGACGUGGGACAGAUCAUCCUGUGAAACAGAUGCAGCGAUACAAGAACAGAGCAGAGCUGAUUAAAGAGGACCUGACCAGAGGACGGAUGACUCUACUGAUCCCCACAGUCCAGCAGUCUGACACGGGACGCUUCAAAUGCUUCAUCUCAAACCUGAGCGUCAGCUUUGUUUUCAACAUUGUCGUGACGAAGGAUCAAGAGAUGACGACAAAGAGAGAGGAUGUCGCCAUGACGACGUCUCCAGGAUACAGAGUCAUGAACCCCACUGUGUCUGGUCCUGUAGAGGAGAUAAUCCCCUGGAUCACUCUUGGUGUCUGUAUUUGUUUCCUCCUUGUUCUUGGUUUCAUCAUUAGUGUCCUGGUGAAGAACAGAGGGAUUAGGAUUUACAGAUGGAGAAUAGAUGAAGAAAUGGGAAUGCUGAGGAGAGGAGAAGAUGAAGGAGACAAGGACAGAGACAAAGACGAGGACGUCACCACAGUGAACGUGGUCAUGAACCUCCAGCAGGGUCAGCUGUGAUUCUGGAGGACUCUACCUUCAGUAGAGCAGUGGUCCCCAACCCCCGGGCCGCGGACCAGUACAGGUUCAUGGGUCAUUUGGUACAGGCCGCAUAGAAAGAAUACAUUACUUACAUUAUUUCCGGUUUAUUUAGUAUAUGAUUCCGGAUGAUUUUUAAUUGUGGAAAAUUACCGGAUUCUCUCCACCACAUCUGUCUAUGACUUUCUAACGCAUGUUUGCUCUGUCACAUGACUACCUUCUUAAAGGAGCUGCUCCCGCCGGUAACACGUGAUCCAAUACCGCUUAAUUGAAACUCCCAAGCUAGCAAAAUGAACAAAAAACAAACGUCUUUGGAAAGUCUCUUUGCGCAGGGUAAUGUCUCCUAUUACCCCUAGAUGGGUCUGUCUCGUUGCAGAGAAACAAGGUCGGGGCUGAUUUAGCGUUAUGGUGAGUUGUAUUUUUCAUGCACCUAUUUGUUUUUGUGGUGUAUCUUAUGUUGAAGGCAUGUUUAACCUUGACUAUUACGACCAGAGAGUGUGGGCUGAGAGGUUACUCAUGUUACGAUUUUACGCGAUAUUAUGAGGAAUAACGAUGAAGACACAAUGGAUUCACGUUUAUUAUUAUAUUUAGAAAAUACCAUUGUUAAGACGGUUUGUCGGGAGGGGGGCUUUGAUGUGAACAGGAGUGCUGGUCAAGCUUCAAAACAAGAACAAGUUCUGGUCAACUUCCAUAAAGAAUGAUCUCUGAAGGGCAGAGAUUUUUGUUCAUUUUUUUCAAUCAAACAAAUCAAAUAUGUUGUUACACGAUCGUUAAUGGAAGCUCAUAGGUGAACGGCGACUGUGUUUAUAUACAGCUUGUAUAGCGAUCUCGGCGCUGUGCAUCCGAGGAAAAGAGGAGAUUUGGCGGCAGAUAUCGGGCUCUGUGCAGGACACAGUGAUUUAUUCUAAUAUCAGCAGCCUUUAGAAAGCUGCUAAUAUAAACACCGCAUGUCGGGGCUGCGGAUGAGUUUCUCUCCCUUGAUCAAUGAAGUCGGCGGUGAUUAGAGUAAUUUGUGGUUAUUAUCGGUAAAAGCAACGCGAAUCACAACUUAGUUCAGUUUGACAUUAUUGUCAGUCCGUUAGAUUUCAAACAUUACAUUUUAUUAAAAUUGAAAAUUAAUAUUUAUAGGCUGUGGGCUAUACAAAUAAUACUCAGUUGUGUAGUGGGCCAUAUGGCCGGCAGACGGCGCUUGUGAAAAGCCCUGUAUUUAUCCGUCUCACCUUAAAGGCCGGUCCGUGAAAAUAUUGUCCGACAUUAAACCGGCCCGUGGCUCAAAAAAGGUUGGGGACCACUGCAGUAGAGUAUUUUAUGAAUCAAACUCUGUACAUAUUAGAUGUGUUUAUUCUGUUAACUAUGAUAUUUAUUUUUGUGCUGCACUUUGACUUGAUGAUUGUUUUCUACCUAUUUUUCUUUGUAGAUAUUUUAUUCUUUCUUUAAGCCUCGUCAGUGUUUCCAUCAUGUCUCCUUCAAUAGAGUGAAACAGCCUCAGAGCCUCAGUGUUGAACGUCUCUACUUCAACCAACAGUUUUUCCAAAAUAAAUAUUUUUCAACUUUGUGCCAAUUGAUUCUUCAACAACUUCACUUAGUGAUUCUCACUUUUGUGUUAAACUUUUUUUUUAGUGUGAUAUAUAUAUAUUCAUUCAUUAUUUGUCUGAUGUAACUUAUUUUAACCUUUUUAGUAUACAUUUUAAUUGAAUUUGUUAUGUCUCUUGACAACUUCAUGGUGGUGAUGGUGGGACAGCGUUUCCUCAGUGUGUAAAAGUUUCCUGUCUGUGUCAUUUUAUUUAUUUAUUUUUUUAUGUAAAGUACUUUGGGCUCCAUCCUUCAUAUGAAACGUUCUACAAAUAAAAUUUGAUUGAAAAGAGA
Molecule: messenger RNA, 2735 nt
Organism: Mugil cephalus (flathead mullet)
Lineage: Eukaryota; Metazoa; Chordata; Actinopteri; Mugiliformes; Mugilidae
Product: myelin-oligodendrocyte glycoprotein-like
Exons: 5
Coding region: 123-851 (242 amino acids)
Source: RefSeq, a predicted model, not a curated record